CACCAGCCUUUAUGCUGACACAUUUCGGCACUGCUGCUCCUCUCUUUUUAUCCCUGCGGCUCAUGUUUCCAGUGGCUAUUUUUCUACACAAACCAUCUUCUCUGCCUUCCUGCUACGCUGGGCUGCAUUACCUCUCCGACACGGCCAGGCAGUAUUCCCAGCUGAGAUUCCUUCCCUGUCUAUGCGCCCGCUCAAGGCUUGGGUGUGUCUGUUAUCCUAUCUCGCUUUUCUAGAAGCGUGUGCCUCUUUAUUUUCCUCCGCUGGUUCCAGAAUAAACUCAUGGUUGUUCCCUACCCGCUGUACCAUGUGGUCUCCUUCGGCAGCCCCGCAGCCUCUCCUCCGCCCUGGGAAGAGGCUCCCCGGUUCCUGUGAGCGCCUAGAUUUUCUCUGAACAGCUCCUGAUGCACCCAGCUGGGCACUAAGCAGAGAGGCCUGCAGCGUUGCCUGUUGCAGCCGAUGUCUGUCGCCCGAGGAUCCCAGCUUCUCCAUUCACACGUGGCCUGAUAACCACCGCCAAGGACCAGCCGAGCCCUCCAGAAGGCUCGCUGACCGACGCCAGUACCACUGCCUCUUUUCGUCCGCCAGGUCCUGGGGAACACAAUGUCAAAACCGCCUGUCCGCUCCCAGACUGUCUACUCUCUGUUAUAAGAUUCCAAGGAGCUCCAUCAGCCCCGAUAACUCCGCGAUUCGUAACCACCGUAUAUGCCUGUAAACCGAAGGCCUCGCGGCCCUCCCAUGCCUGUAAUGGCAAGAGGGCCCUUUUAAGCUCUCUUGUCCAAACCGUGACACCAGCUGUGGAAGUCUGGGAAACAGUUGAUUUGAGUGCUUGUCUCCUGUUGCCGAAGACCUCUAGGAAACCUGUCUCCGGUGACAAGGGGACCUCUAGGAACUCUGGAAUGUUUGGUGCUAGCCAAAGAAAUCCUCUUGGUUUCAGAGCCCUCCUUCUAUGACUGCAGUCCGAGAACAACUUGAGGACCCCAUAGCUCUGUCCAGGCAACACCACCUCGGGGGUUUCGCUCCCAAAGCACGACGGAACACUAGCCAAAGAACGCUGGGUUUUGGUAGGUGUGACCUUUUUGUAUGCCUACAGCCGGAGAGCUCUUGGAGUGCUGGUGUGCUUGUAGUCAGAAAGCCGUGGAACGACUGUAGUGUUCUGGCAUCUCUACCGGCAGAAACAGCAAGACCUCCACGCUUCCAUAAUUAAAAGACGACCCCCAGGGUCGCCUGCAGGUAAACCAAAGGCUUUGGGGACGCCUGCAGCACAAGGAGUGCUAACUUUUGAUACAGGUGUUGCUCUACUGCAUGCUUCAUAAACCACUAAACCUUGGCCUUUUCCUGCAGCCAGCUCUUCUCUGUCCCGGCAAACGGAGAAGCCUCGUGAAUCUCUGGCCAGGAAGCCUCCGCCUGCCGGUGGCUCCUUUACAUGUCUGCAACCAAAAAAAGCCAGGCCUUGCCAACGCUGUGGCUGUAGCCCUGAAGGCAUAGCUCAGAAGGCCCACGAGAAGCAGGAAGGGCUUCCCCGAUGCCUGGCUGCGAGGAAGGAGGCGUGAAGGGCUGAGGUCUCUCUGUGUGGGGCAGCGCCAUGUAGAGGCGCCCCGGAGGGGGAGCAGAGAUGCGCGCAGGGACUCGUGGGUAACUGGAGCCCGACAGGCCGGGGAGAUACGUUACAUGAAUGUCCAACGGAGGCAGGUUCGAGUUUGACGAUGGCGGCUGCUAUGUGGGAGACUGGGAGGAGGGCCGGGCGCACGGCUACGGCGUAUGCACGGGCCCCGGGGCCCAGGGGGAGUACAGCGGGCGCUGGAGCCGUGGCUUCGAAUCCCUGGGCGUCUACACCUGGCCCAGCGGGAACACCUACCAAGGCCACUGGAGCCAAGGGAAGCGGAGCGGGCUGGGCGUGGAGCGCAAGAGCAAGUGGAGCUACAAAGGGGAGUGGAGUCAUGGGCUGAAGGGGCGCUCCGGCGUCUGGGAGAGCCACUCGGGAGUCAUCUAUGAAGGCAUGUGGCGCGAGGGCCUGCAGGAUGGCUACGGCAUGGAGACGUACGCGGACGGAGGGACCUACCAGGGCCAGUGGCAGUCUGGCAAGCGGCACGGCUACGGCGUUCGCCAGAGCGUCCCUUACCGCCAAGCCGCCCUGGUGCGCUCACCGCGCCGCACCUCUCUGGAGUCGCUCCACAGCGAGACCGACCCCAAUGCCCCUGCUCCGCCCCUCCCGCCCCCUCCUCUGCCCCCUCCACCGCUCCCCGGGGACAGCCCGGCCUCGGGGUCCAGGGGCGGCUUUGUCUUGGCCUUCCCCGGCGAUCCGGACUUCCCCAAGGGUGCCAAGAAGAAAUCGGGGGGCUUCUUCCGGCGCUCCCUGCUCCUGAGCGGGCUGCGGGUGCGCAGGGCCGAGUCGAAGGCCUCCUUGGGGAGCAAGCGAGGGUCCCUCAAGAGCGAGGCCGGGGUCAGCUCGGCCGGGAGCGAGGCCACCACGCUCAGCUACGCUGAGACGGAGCCCCCGGAGCUGCCAUCGACGCUGACCAUCGAGGGCUCUUCCACCGAGGUCUACGCCGGAGAGUGGCGGGUGGACCGCCGCAGCGGCUACGGGGUCAGCCGCCGCUCCAACGGGCUGCGGUACGAGGGCGAGUGGCUGGGUAACCGCAGGCAUGGCUACGGCCGCACAACCUACCCCGACGGCUCCAAGGAAGAGGGCAAGUACAAGCUCAACCGCCUGGUGAGCGGGAAGGUGAAGAACCUCAUCCCACUUCGCCGGAGCAAGGUCAAGGAGAAGGUGGACCGGGCUGUGGAAGUAGCCAGGAGGGCUGUCAGCAUGGCCCGGCAGAAGCAGGAAGUGGCCAUUGCCAGAGCCUCUGACGCUCGUCUGAAGGCUGCCACCGCUCUUGGUGCAGCCGAGAAGGCCCUGGAAGCAGCCCGCCUGGCCAAAAUUUUGGCUCAAGAACUGCAGCCCAUCUUAGCCGAGCCAGAGCCUCGCGGCCGGCUAGAUUCGGAAGGCACCGACACGGACUUCCAGGAGUACGACAGCCCCCGGGUCUACGAGAACGGCAUCACCCCCUCAGACGUCACCCCGGACCCGAGCUUGCCCCCCAGCUACCCUCCGACGCCGCUGCAGCCCUGGCGGGGGGACCCUCGGCGGACUUGGCCCCCCCUGGAGAACGGAGGUCCCCGCCAGCACCUCCCCCCGGAGGCCUCCGACCCCGAGGACGAGUGGGGCUGCCGGGGCAGCUUCCCUUCCCGGACACCGGGGUUCGUCCCCGAGGGGCUGUGGGAGGGGGAGCAGGAACAGCUCAGCAGCUACGAGGCGGAGGAGGAAGAUUACGAGGGGGCGCCCCCACGGCGCCCCCAGCUGGGCAGCCCCGCCAGUGGCAGUUCCGGCAGUCUCCGGGAGGAAGAGGAGGAGGAGGAGGAAGAGGAGGAGGAGGAAGGAGCAGCGGCUUCCAGGCCUUAUCCUGCGGAGACCCAGGUGGAGCCAACGCCGGCGGGAGGUCCAGAGCUGGCCCCAGAGCUGGAGAAUGAGGAACUGCUUGGGGGUAUGGGGCCCUUCGUGGCGGAGAGAGAGGAGCCCCCUGGAGCUGUGCGAAGAAGGGAGAGGCAGGGAGCCCACCCAUUGGUCGUUGCUGCUGUCCUGUUGAUUGAUGUGAGUCUGGCCUACCUGUUCUCCCUCCUCCUCACUUGAGAUGGGUGGGGGGCAGAGGGGGUGCCUUUGACCCCGUUUCCUCCCCGCCCCCGCAAUGGUUUGUUAACAGACUCCGAUCUUCUCCAUCCUCUGCCUUUCUUCCUGGAAAACCCCCCUGCCGCCUUUCUCUUUUUUCACUCGUCUUUACACCCCCCCCACCCCACCCCUUUGCUGCCUCCUUCCUCCUCCUCCUCGACCUUUCUAGAUUGUUUACAUACGAAGGGCUCUCUUUCUACUGGAGAUUUCACUGUUUUUUCUUGCUCUUUUUCCUGGUCUUUUCACCCCAGCUCCAUAAUCCAUCUUUCUUAACCCACACUUUGAAACUCGGGGUGGGUGGGGGGUCUUUUCACAAUUAUCUUAAAGGGGGACUUGAGACUAAAGGGGGCAAGUUUUGAGCCCUGUGGGGUUUUAAAACAUUUUUGGGGACCACGGACUGUAAGGGACCCCAGUCUGCCUGCCUGCCAUGAAAUUGCACCCCCCUUGUCCCCUAAGGAGUCGAUUCAGAACUCUCCCCCCACCAUCUAAGGAAGAUUUUUUUGGGGGGGGGAGUUGCUACUCAACAAAGCCCUGCCCCCUGCCAAUCCAGUACACAUGAACAUUAAUCCCCCCCUCAAGAGAAGCUCCACACAAGUAUAAAGAAGGGGGCCAAUCUGUUUGCUUAAAGAAAAGGGUGUCAAAUUUUGUAUUUGUUCCCUCCUCACAUUUUUUUUCCUACCAGCAGAUGGCGCUGAGAGAAAAUGGACACCCAUCCCAAAAAUGGGCAUCCUUUUAAACGAGAGUUUGCAAAAUCCUUGCUCCCCUUUUUUCCACAUUCAUAUUCUCACUUUCUAUCUAUCUCUCUCUCUCUCUUUCUGUCUGCCACAUCCUUUCCCUGAGGGAACCGGAACCUUCUUUUCAAACAAAAACUAACAAAAGAAGAAACAAACAAAAAAAAGGAGAACUUUUUAUUUACGCUUUUAUAAACCUUUUUCUCGCAGCGUUUGAAUAAUUAAAAAAAUAAAAACACUAUAAAUUAACGAGAGGGUGAAAGGGAGAUUCCUGUUAGCUUCGGAGAAGGGGUUAGUGUUCGAUUCCCAUAAACGGGAAGUCCCAAUAUGGAAAAGUGGGCAUUUACUAACUAGAAAAUACUAGGAAUUGCCCUUUUUUCCCUUGCAGCAGAAUUGUGAUAGGCAAAGGUAGGAUGCCCUGCUGUAUAUAUGACAGGUGGGAGAGUAGCACCUUGGGGUGCCCCUCUGCCAUCCCUGCACGGGGCAAGGGUGGCACAAGGCACCUUGGCAAUGGAAAUUCCAGCGUUGGGACAAAAGGGGCGAAAUGAGGAUGUCCCGCCCCGAAGCAGGUUUGGAGAAUGAAGGGCCUGACCAUGAGAAAAGGGGAGAACUUGCCUUCUAGAGGGUAUAAGAGUUGACCCCUAUGGGGGCAAAAAAAUAUAUAUAUGAGAAGUUGUGUGCCUUUGGAAAGAAGUGCAAUAGGAGAGACCCUGCAAUAAAGGGGCUGAAAAGAGGAAGUCCCGCCUUUUUCAGGGCGCUCGAGAGUGCAAUACAGGAAGUCCUGCCUUACUGAUGGCAAGGAGAGGCAAUUUAAGGGCAAAAGAAAAUAAAAAAUAAAUAAUAAAGAGGGCUUUAAAGGGAGUCAGGUGGGGAGGCUCGGUGCCACACACCCCUCCCCGGCUGCAUCCCUUCAUGUUCUGGGUGACUGGGAACCAGAGAGGAGAAUCGGUAGAUACAGGAUGAUGACGGAGGUCCUCUUAAGUGUAUUUUUGGGGUUGUCCUCCACAAGGAAUCUCCCGCUCAGCCCCUCCCUGGAUUCUGCAUGAGGAAGCGACUGAUCCUUUGCUGCGUGCUGUGUAUACUGAGAAUGUCUGUAUAGCCGA
Molecule: messenger RNA, 5540 nt
Organism: Lacerta agilis (Sand lizard)
Lineage: Eukaryota; Metazoa; Chordata; Lepidosauria; Squamata; Lacertidae
Gene: JPH4
Product: junctophilin 4
Exons: 6
Coding region: 1673-3670 (665 amino acids)
Biological process (GO): regulation of synaptic plasticity
Cellular component (GO): plasma membrane; junctional membrane complex; endoplasmic reticulum membrane
Source: RefSeq, a predicted model, not a curated record